This is a messenger RNA of Salvelinus namaycush (lake trout), 798 nucleotides long. Its product is annotated as V-set and Ig domain-containing protein. Gene Ontology annotation, biological process: regulation of bone resorption; regulation of osteoclast development; regulation of actin cytoskeleton organization. Gene Ontology annotation, cellular component: plasma membrane. The transcript is spliced from 3 exons. The record is from RefSeq and is a predicted model, not a curated record. Lineage: Eukaryota; Metazoa; Chordata; Actinopteri; Salmoniformes; Salmonidae. The annotation marks the transcript as partial.
AUGACACAUCCAGCCCUGGGCGCUGCUUCGAACGAUGACGGCUGGUCCAUGAAGGUUCAGGCGGAGGUACGUGCCAUGGAGGGCUACCCGGUGGUGCUGCCUUGCUCCUUCACCCACCCCCACCACACGCAGCACUCCUCCCUGCAGGUGGUGUGGCGGCUGGGCCACGGCCAGGGCUCUACGGUGCUCUACCACUGCUCCUCUCCCACUGGGGCCAAGACCUGCCAGCCAGGCCCCCAGCAGGACCAGCGUUAUCGCCUGGAGGGGAACCCCCGAGAGCACGACCUCUCCUUGCGCAUCAACAGCGCUGCCCUGCAGGACAACGGACGCUACUACUGCCGUGUGGAGGUCCCCGGACACGCACACGCCAGCUACGAGGAUAAGAUGGGCACACGGCUUAGAGUGGAGGCUGCCCCACGAAUCCUGGGCCUGUCAGUGGAGGGCAGUGAGGAAGCUGGCUACAGGGCUCAGUGUCGUGUCCAGGGCUCUCCCCUACCUGACGUCCAGUGGCUGGGGCCUGACGAGCUCAUGGAAGGCUCCGACAUCUCUCCCCUCUCCCAGGAGUCCUUCGAGCAACAUCACACCACCAGCCAGCUCCGGGAUGUCCUCCCUGGGCAGCAGUACACAUGUAGUGCCUCCAACCCCCUGGGGAAGGACCAGGCCACCCUGUACAUGCUGCCCCCCAGGCAGGUGCAGGUCUCUGGGGAGGCCCCUCCGCUGCUGCUCCUGCUCUCCCUCUCCCUGGGGUUCAAGGUGCUCCUGCUGCUGGGGAUGGUAGUCUGGCUAGUUAAGAAAACA